AUGCUAUUUCGAAUGCUUUUAGCUGAAGCAAUUGGGACAUUUGUCCUAACAUUCACAGUAGGUGUGAGUACAAGUGAGCCUUUUACAGUCGGCGGUGCUCUUUGGGCAGCAAUGGUUGCAACUGCAUUUGUAUCAGGUGCUCAUUUUAAUCCAGCUAUCACCCUUUCAAUCAUCACAAGAAAAUACAUCAACAAUACUCUCAGCCAGCCAGAAUUGGUAAAAUUCCUCCUCUACAUGGUUGUUCAAUAUUUCUCUGCUUUUAUCGCGUCUCUAUGCGCUUGGGGUAUAGUUCGAUAUCCUGUCUACUUUGAUAUUUCUUCAGAUUAUGAUGGAUCUCAAGGUUUCUUUGCUGAAUUAAUUUACACUACAAUUCUUUGUGCGAAUGUCUUGAUGAUUGGCUCGGUAAACGAUGCAAUUGUUGUAUCUGGAGGUAUCAUUGCCCUUACAUUGACUACUGGAAAUUGGGCAAUUGGAAGAAUCACUGGCGGCUGUUUUAAUCCUGCUGUUGGGCUUGGAAUUAAUUUGGCUUAUUUAUUACAGCAUGAUGAUCAUUUCGGGAUCACUUGGCUUUAUAUUAUCGCACCUUACUUAGGUGGCAUUGUAGGAGGAGUUUUUGCAUCGAUAUUUUUGAAUGAAGUUGCCGUUCAGCAAAAGAGUGUGAUUGAUAAGAGUCAAAUAGAAUAA
Molecule: messenger RNA, 684 nt
Organism: Blepharisma stoltei
Lineage: Eukaryota; Ciliophora; Heterotrichea; Heterotrichida; Blepharismidae
Source: the annotation of a GenBank genome assembly